AUGACAGUGGCAGAGACGAUGUCCAGUGUCGCCGGGCUUCGCCGCAAGGUGAAGGAGGAGGUCUUGAAAGGUUGGCCUCUUCUUCCUUUGCAAGAGAACGACAAGGAUGCGGCAAUGAAGGUCCUGGAGAGGCGCGCCAAGCUGACCCAGCGCUGGAAGGCUGACCACUCCUCCUUCACCGCUUUGCAUUUGGAUGUUUGCAAGAUGAAGAAGUUCACUCCGGGCGCUGAUAUUCUCAUCGCGCCAAGGCCUGAGAAAGUUCCCAAGAAGCAACUCUCUGCUUACAGCAUGGUGAGCACGGAAGCCAUUCCAGAGGAGCAGUCCGAUGGUAUGUCAUCGGUGCCUUCAGUCGAGCAUCUUGUUCCCGAGACCAGCUUUGUGGAGAUGCGGAAACACCUUCUGAGUUUCAGAAACAUGAUUCCAAAGGAGGAUCGCCCGGACUACGUGGUGGAGUUGGUUCCAAUUCCGCAGGAGAUGCAGCGACAGAUUUCGUUCCAGCCCAAGCUCGAGAGGGAGGACAGCUUCAUCCGACAGCAGUCCGAGCCAGUGCAAGCCAAGAGUGCUGGCUUCGGAUUGAGGCGCCAGACCACUGCUCCACCCGAGAGGCCCAAGCUCAAUGUGUCUGCCAAUGGCUGGCGACCCGGCAUGAAGCGCUCGCCCAUUGACGAGCUCAAGCGCCAAGUACAAGGUCUGCUCAACAAGAUUUGCCCGGAGAAUGUUGACUCCAUCAUCGAGAAGAUUGCGGCCAUCAAGGUUGAGGACAUCAAGCAGUUGGAGGCUAUCAUUGAGUUGAUGUUCAAGAAGGCUGUGACAGAGCCUCACUACUGCGAGACCUAUGCUGACAUGAUCUUCAACCUCAAGGCCGUCUACCCUUCGUUCCCAUCCCCGGACGGCGGCAAGCCCAUCACGUUCAAGGGGUUGGUCUUGAACAUUUGCCAAAACGAGUUCGAAGAGCUCCUUUCCUCCAAUGACCUCACCGAAGAAGAGAAGGAGAAAUUGGAUCAGGAAGAGAUCGACUUCCUUCGCAAAAAGCGCAAGGACCGCAUGCGCGGCAACAUGAAGUUCAUUGGACACUUGUUUCUCCGGCAGCUCCUGUCAGCCAAAGUCAUUGGCAGCGUGAUUUGUGAGUUGGUGCUUUGCGAGCAGGUAGAGGACCUACCAGAGGAGCAUGCUUUGGAAUGCUGCUGUGAGUUGCUGCUGGCCAUUGGUUACACCAUGGAGAACAUGGCAGCUGGCCAAGCAGCGAUCACCUCCGUUUGCGGACGGUUGAAGGACUUGAUGAAGAGGAAGUUGGACAACGGUAAGUCCGCGUACUGCAAGCGUGUGCAAUUCACCAUCCAGGAUGUCCUGGACACAAGAGCAGCUGGAUGGACACGCAAGGUCUUUAAGGCGGCUGCGAAGACGAAGGAGGAGAUCCGAAUGGAACAGGAGAAGGAGAUCACAGACCGAGCACGGGGAAAGGACGUGUCAACUGCGGAUUGCGUGGUGACGGGAGCACGACCAGCCACAGACGGGCCUCGUGCCAUUUUUACAGAUGUUCGUUUGUGUGGACUUGUGAACAAGAAAUCCUGCCCUCGAAUACUCACACCGUAUUGCCUUGCCCCUUCCUACCCUCUUAGUGGGGCUGGCUCUUUUGCACGAUUCAAGUUGCGUCAUGGUCCGCUGUCCCUAGCCCUAGAUGUCUAAGCGACUUGAUCGCGGCCUACAACAGAGCAUCGAGCAGUGUCAACGUGUCAGGAUAGUCACGUUGGCAUGCUCCCAGCGUAGGCUUUCGAGAAUCAGGCAAGAUUGUGGCACCCUAACGUCGGGGACAGAUUUUGCGUUUUGUGUAGGUAUGGAAGCCAUCCUGCAGCAGGUUUUUCGAUUGAGAUCCCCCACAUUGGUAGGGUGGCACGGCUUUCUCCAGAGCAGGAUGGCUUGUCUUACUCCAAAUUCGAUCAACUUCCCAACUUCGGAGGUAGCCAUUUGGAAAGCUGGCUCUGGAGGUUGGGGUGAGGGCGAAUUCUUUCAGUUUCGUUGCCCAUCAAUCCCGGCAGAGCUCUGUACGGACUGGUGGUAGUCUCCAAUAUCUAAGACCAGCAGUUGUUGGUUCGCCAGGGCCAUAAUUGUUUUUUCUUUUUGACUCGGGCUUUGGGUUUGGUGGAAAGGCUCGGGGCCAAAGACAGUGUUGAAACAUCUGAAUAUCCACAUUGUCAGCAUUGCACAUGGUGCAUUUCCCCUCUGCGGCGUGGAUCGCCCAGGGGAGCCCCCAUGUUUUCCCGCAGCAUUCCCAGUACGCCCAUAUAUAGAUUCAUAGAAAUGUUGUACAGUCAGCUUGGCUGCCUGUGCUUGGCGCUCAAGCGAUAGACAGCUUCCUGAGGACGGAAAA
This is a messenger RNA of Durusdinium trenchii, 2368 nucleotides long. Lineage: Eukaryota; Dinophyceae; Suessiales; Symbiodiniaceae. The record is from the annotation of a GenBank genome assembly.